ACAUGGCUUCCUGCAUCUGUAUUGUCCAUUCUGAGCAAUGGCCAUCAAUGACCUUUGACACCACUGAGAGUGACAAAGUGAAGAAGAUAAACGAACAUAUCAGAUCCAAAACCAAGGUUUCUGUGCAGGACCAGGUCCUUCUGCUAGGCUCCAAGGUCCUCAAGCCCCAGAGAAAGCUGUCAUCUUACGGCAUUGACAAGGAAACAACCAUCCACCUCACCCUGAAGGUGGUGAAGCCCAGCGAUGAAGAGCUGCCCUUGUUUCUGGUGGAGUCAAGCAAUGAGGGGCAAAGGCACCUUCUCCAAGUUCGACGAUCCAGUUCAGUGUCCCAGGUGAAAGAGAUGAUCGAGAAUGCGACCGCCGUGAGCCCCAAGGCUCAGAUUGUGACUUGCAAUGGAAAGAGGCUGGAAGAUGGAAAGAUCAUGGCUGACUACAACAUCAGGAGGGGCAGUUUGCUCUUUCUGACAGGGCACUGCAUUGGGGGGUGACUGGAUGGGUGGUGAGAGGAUCCAAGCCCACUCCCCUUAGCUCUUACCAGUCACAUCCUUUGAUGAUUU
Messenger RNA from Chionomys nivalis (European snow vole), 557 nucleotides. It is a transcript of the gene Ubd, whose product is annotated as ubiquitin D. The transcript is spliced from 2 exons. Gene Ontology annotation, molecular function: proteasome binding; protein binding. Gene Ontology annotation, cellular component: nucleus. Gene Ontology annotation, biological process: ubiquitin-dependent protein catabolic process; protein ubiquitination; positive regulation of canonical NF-kappaB signal transduction. The coding region runs from base 3 to 488 and encodes 161 amino acids. The record is from RefSeq and is a predicted model, not a curated record. NCBI's taxonomy places the organism in Eukaryota, Metazoa, Chordata, Mammalia, Rodentia, Cricetidae.